AUGGUCAACACCCACAACCAAAAUCAUUCCCCUCCUAGGGAUGAUGCUGGUGACAUCUCUGAAGAAGGUUUGCCUGUACUGCCUCCAGUUAACACUAAUGCAGAUGUUGCCGUUGAGAAAGUUAAGGCAAGAAGGUUUGAAAGAGGGCUGAGAGCCAACUUGAGUACAUCUGUGGUGCCGCACAAGUACCCUACCUAUGCGAAAGUGGUUCAGGCUGCUAAAAUGAUUGAAGAUCAGCAGAAAGAGAACUACAACGCCAUACAAGCUGGCAUGAUUUCUGUGUGCUCCCUACCUGCGUAUGUGUUGUUUGACUCAGGAGCGUCGCACUCCUUUGUAUCACCUUCAUUUGUCGAGAAACUACCUAUUAAACUGGCAAGUAUGGAAGAGAAGCUGAUAGUUUGUACACCGACUAGAAGUAAGGUCGGGCUUGACCAAGCCUUCAACUCUUGCCCUGUAAGAGUAAGCGACCAUGGGCUGGAGGCUAGUGUGAUAAUUUUAGAUAAGAAGGACUUCGAUAUCAUUCUGGGAAUGGAUUUAUUGUCCACUCACAGAGCCAACCUGAUCUACGUAGAGAGGAAAAUACUCUUCAAGUCAGAGGAAGGCAAGGAAUUUGUGUUCAAGGGCAACAAAAGUAAAAAGCCUAGGAAAACAAUCAUUUUGGCUCUCCAAGUUCAGAAGUUGUUAGUGGAAGGUUGUCAAUGUUACUUAGCCUCCGUGCUAGACACUGAAGCUAAGAUUACACCUAUGGAAGAGAUAACUGUGGCAAGAGAUUUCCCCGACGUCUUUCCAGAAGACCUCACAUAG
Molecule: messenger RNA, 804 nt
Organism: Telopea speciosissima
Lineage: Eukaryota; Viridiplantae; Streptophyta; Magnoliopsida; Proteales; Proteaceae
Exons: 3
Coding region: 1-804 (267 amino acids)
Biological process (GO): proteolysis
Molecular function (GO): aspartic-type endopeptidase activity
Source: RefSeq, a predicted model, not a curated record